Molecule: messenger RNA, 9392 nt
Organism: Misgurnus anguillicaudatus (oriental weatherfish)
Lineage: Eukaryota; Metazoa; Chordata; Actinopteri; Cypriniformes; Cobitidae
Source: RefSeq, a predicted model, not a curated record
GUUGUUGAGUUUUAGCGAUGUCUGAAGUUGAAGAAGUUGCCCAAACAGAUGAAGACGUUGAUCUGAAUGUGGGACUCAGCACAGAGGAACUCAUCGCAAGUGAUCCAGAUCUGUGUGAGUCGAUCUCAUCGUUCCAUCAGAUCAACAGCAGUGAGGAAUCAAAAAUCAUUUCAAGUGUAGAGAUGACAGAAUCUGUUCAGAUGUCUUGUGAGGAGACGAUUGAAGAGAACGUGAAGAAAGACUCCAUCUGUUGUGAUGCUCAGUCUGUGUCUGAUGUCCUCAAUGAGAGCACAGAUGAGAAGAUCUCGAUGUCUUCAGUCCUCACUGAGAAGAGAGUCGAGAGAAAGAAGCCGGUGAACGGUUUGCACUCGAGUGUUCCUGAAACAUUAGAAAUUCAACACGCUAGAGAUAUUUCACAACUUUGCAGUGAGAGACAAUACAGAGAGGAGGGCAAGAGAGAUCUGUGUGUCAAUCUGUAUUCACUGAUGCCCGACACUGCAGAAACUCAGUUUGCUCGAGAGAUCUCUGAUGUACAGAGUCAGCUAAAAUAUAAAGCAGACGGAAAGAAGAAUCUGAGUUGUAGUCUCUACUCGCAACUGCCCGACACCAUCCAAACACAACACGCCAAACUGAUGACGGAUCUACAGAGCGAUAAUAAAUACAAAGAGGCCUGCAGGAAAGACGUUUCUAAAAGUCUCUACUCACAACUACCUGAAACGCUUGAGACACAACACGCCAGAGAGGCCAACCUGCUUCAGAGUGAGAUUAAAUAUAAAGAUGGACAGAUGGGUGGAUCGAGUUCACUGUACUGCACACUGCCUGACACUCCAGAGAUUCAGUUUGCUAGAGAGAUGACAGAAAUCAUCAGUGAGAAUAAAUACAGAGAACAGGGCAAGAGGAGCAUCAGCAGCAGUAUUUACUCUCAACUGUCUGAUACACCAGAAACAGAAUUCAGCAGAAGCGUCAGUGAUCUUCAGAGCGAGGUGAAAUAUAAAUCAGGUGUUAAAGAUCAGAUGAGUAAAUCUCUGUACCAUCAGCUGCCUGAAACUCUUGAGACUCAACACGCUAAACAAGCUUCACAUCUUCAGAGUCAGGUGAAGUAUAAAGAGGGCAAUAAAGAAAUGAUGAACACUCAUUUAUACUCAACAACAGAAACUCCACACAAUCUGUUUGUCAAGCAUCAGAUGGAGCUGCAGAGUCAGAUGAAAUAUAAAGAGGAUUUAAAGGAGAACUGCAGUAAUCUUUACUCUCUUAUGCCUGAAACACUGGACACACAGUUUGCCAAACACACCAGUGAACUACAGAGUGAUGUGAAAUAUAAAUCAGGUGUUAAAGAUCAGAUGAGUAAAUCUCUGUACCAUCAGCUGCCUGAAACUCUUGAGACUCAACACGCUAAACAAGCUUCACAUCUUCAGAGUCGGGUGUCAUAUAAAGGGACGGGGAAAGGUGAUUUCUCCGGGUCCACCUUCACUUCGGUUCCAGAUUCAGCAGAGAUGAAGUUUGUUCAGGCCGUUUCUCGUGCCAUCAGCGAGAUUGACUAUCGUGAGGAGGGCAGGAAAAACCUCUCGUCCAGUGUUUAUUCACAGAUGCCACAGACGCCGGAGACUCAGUUUGUGAAAUCAGUGUCAGAACUUCAGAGUGAGGUGAAGUAUAAGAAGUCUGGGAACGUCAACAACGCGCUGUAUUCUAGUCUGUCAGAGACGCUGGACACACAACACGCUAAACACGCCAGUGACAUCAUCAGUGAGGUGAAAUAUAAGCAGAGUUUGCCGAGUCCUCUGUUCGCUCAUCUGCCUGAUACACUUCAGAUGCAAACGCUCAGAGAGAUUAAUGACAUACAGAGAGAGGUCAGACUCAAGCAGAAAGAUGAUCAGAAAAGUCUUUAUUCAGUCUUACCUGAGACUUCACAAACUCAGUUGGCCAAACACAUGAGUGACAUUCAGAGCGAGAUUCAGUACAAACAGGAUGGUAAGAAGGAGGCAGAGAGUAAUUUAUACAGCCUGAUGCCUGAAACACUUCAAACUCAACACGCUAAAGAUGCAUAUGAGCUUCAAAGUGACAUUAAAUAUAAAGAAAAUCAUGGAACAGACGCUCAGUCUCUUUACUCCCAUCUGCCCGAGACACAAGACACUCGACAUGCCAAACACACCGCAGAGAUACAGAGUGAGCUGAAAUACAGAGAGACGGUGAAGAAAGAUCUGAGCUCAUCCUUAUAUUCUCAGAUGUCAAUCACACCAGAGAUACAGCUGGCCAAAGAUCUCAGCACGCUUCAGAGUCAGGUGAAAUAUAAGAGCGAUGGACAGAAGAGCGUCAGUGUUUAUUCUCAACUAUCACAAACUCCAGAAACUCAGUUUGUAAAGACAUUAAGUGAACUCCAGAGUGAGGUGAAAUAUAAAUCAGGUGUUAAAGAUCAGAUGAGUAAAUCUCUUUACCAUCAGCUGCCUGAAACUCUUGAGACUCAACACGCUAAACAAGCUUCACAUCUUCAGAGUCAGGUGAAGUAUAAAGAAAGACAUCAGAAAGAAGAUUCAUCUUCAGUUUAUUCACAACUUUCUGAAACCCCUGAGACUCAGAUGGCCAGAGAAAAGAGCGAUCUUUACAGCGAGGUAAAAUAUAAAGAGGACGGGAGGAGAAACAUCUCAUCGUGUCUUUACUCUCUGAUGCCUGAAACACUGGAAACAAAGUUUGCCAAAGAUCAGUGUGAACUACUGAGCGAGAAUAACUACAAGCGAGAGACUCGAGAUGAAUUAUCAGAUUGUCUGUAUUCACGACUGCCUGAAACGCUUCACACACAGUUUGUUAAAGAAGUGACGCCGCUCAUCAGUGAGAGUAAAUAUAAAGCGUCAGGUAAGAAGGAGAUGAGCACAGCUUUAUAUCACUCACUGCCUGAGACUAAAGACAUUCAACACGCCCGAGACGCUUCAGAGAUACAGAGUCAGAUCAAAUAUAAAGAUGGGAAGAAACUUCAGUCAUCCAGCAUUUACUCACAGAUGACACAAACACCUCAGACUGAAUUUGCUGCAAAAAUCAGCGAGCAGCAGAGUGAUAAUAAAUACAGAGAGGCGGGCAGAAAAACCCUCAACAGUUGUGUUUAUUCUCAACUCCCUGAGACGACAGAGACGCAGUUUAUCAAGACAGUGACUGAACUACAGAGUCAUAUUCAAUAUAAAGACGCAGCUAAGAAGCAAAAGUCCAGCGCUUUAUAUUCACUGAUGCCAGAGACUUUAGACACACAACACGCCAAAGACGCCAUGCAACUUCUGAGUCAGAGUAAAUACACAGAGGAUGCAAAGAAAGAGAUUUCACAGAGUCUCUACACACGACUGCCUGAGACCACAGAAACACAACACGCCAAAAACAUCACUGAACAACUGAGUCAGAAUAAAUACAAGCAGAAAGGCAAAGAGGAGAUUUGCAAAAGCAUUUAUUCACAGCUGCCCAUCACACAAGAGAUGCAGUUUGCCAAACAGAUGACAGAUCUCCAGAGUGAUAAUAACUACAAGCGAGAGACUCGAGAUGAAUUAUCAGACUGUCUGUAUUCACAACUACCUGAAACGCUUCACACACAGUUUGUUAAAGAAGUGACGCCGCUCAUCAGUGAGAAAAAAUAUAAAGAAGAAGGAAAAAAGAAGAUGGAGAACUCCCUGUAUGCACAUCUGCCCCAAACUAUUGAAACACAACACGCCAAAGAACUGACACAACUUUACAGUCAGAAGAUUUAUAGAGACGCAGGUAAACGGGAAACACAGUCGUGUCUUUAUGCUCAGAUGCCUCAAACCAUUGAGACGGUGUUUGCUAAACAAGUCUCCAAACAUCUGAGUGAUAAAGUAUAUAAAGAGAAGUUUGAGUCUGAGAAAGGAAAAUCUGACUACACACAUAUGAUGAAUCUUCCUGAUGUCACACACGCCACACAGGUCAACAAACACCAGAGUGAUGUGAUGUAUCGCAGAGGGAAAGAGGAACUUCAUAAAUACAGUGAAGUGAUGGACAGACCAGACAUCCUUAACGCCACACGAGCCACUAAACUCGCCAGUGACGUGGCCUAUAAGAACAAAAGUAAAUCUGAGACAUUUGACCAGCGUGCGCUGCUGGAGAGACCUGAUAUACAACAUGCUAAACAAGCCAACAAACUGGCCAGUCAGGUGAACUAUAAGCAGAAGUUUAAAGAGCAGAAGUCUCAGUAUAACCCUACAGACUGUGUGAGCUUCAAACAUACACAGACUGCAUCUCUGCUGGCCAGUCACGUGAAAUACAAACAGAAGAACUUGGAGGCGGUCACAGAUUUACCCAACUUGCUUCAUCUGGGUCACACAAUGCACGCCAGCAAACUACAGAGCAAUGUGGAGUACAAGAAGAAGUAUGAGGAGUCUAAAGGCCGAUACCACUUCACCCCGGACACAGCGGAGCAACGUCAUCAUAAGGAAAACGCUGUGCUGCACAGUCAGGUGAAAUAUAAAGAGGAACAUGAGAAGAACAAGGGCAAAUCACAGAUGGAGUUUGUGGACACAGAGUCUUAUAAAGUGUCCAGAGAAGCUCAAAAGAUGCAGAGCGAGAACGAGUAUCGUAAGGAGUAUGAGAGCAGUGUUAAAGGAAAAGUACAGCUGGAGGUCGAUCAGACACCUGCGUAUCUCACCGCCCGUAACGCCAGCGCUCUUAUGAAUCAGAAAGAGUACCAUAAAGAUCUGGAACUGGAGGUGAAAGGUAAAGGUCUCACAUGUCCAGAAGAAACUCCAGAGCUACAGCGGGUGAGAAACGCUGGACACAUUCUCAGUGAGAAGGAAUAUCGUAAAGAUCUUGAGCAAGAGAUCAAAGGGAGAGGAUCAGACCUCACGUCAGACAGUCUGGACAUCCAGAGAGCAAAGAAAGCGUCUGAGAUCAACAGUGAUAUCUUAUACAGACAGUCAUCUCAGCUGAGAGAAACUUCAUACGGUACAGUGACAGAUACACCUGCACUGCUGCACGCUGCUUACCUGAAGGACAUCUACAGUCAGAAGAAAUACCGUGAUGAUGCUGAGAGGCUGAAGGGUUCAUACGCUGUCGUAUCAGACACUCCUGAGAUCCAGAGAGUGAAAAAUAACCAGCGUAACCUCAGCCUAAUGUUGUACACAUGGGACUCUAAGCUGUUAAGAAGUCUGACAUCAGCGAUCACAGAUACUCCAGAGAUCAAACUGGCCCGAGAAAACACAAAAAAUAUCAGUGAUGUUAAAUACAGAGAUUGCAUUGGGUCAGGCACAGCAGUGACACAAACACCUGAGAUGAAACGAGUUCGCAGAAACCAAGAAAACAUCAGUUCUGUGAAAUACAAGAAACCAGUUGAUCCAGUCAGUGUGGGGGUGACACCAGAACUAGACCGGAUUAAACAGAACCAACAGAACAUCAGCUCGGCACGAAACACACACACAGACAUACACGCACACAUUAACAGGUCUCUUGAGCUUCUAACUCAUGUUGUUAUUGUCUCUGUUGUGUGCGUGUGUGUAUCACAGGUGCAGUAUCAGCGAGGUUUGCAGGAGGUCAAAGGUCACUCCUGCUCUGAGUUGGAUACACCUGAAAUGAGGCGUGUGCGGAAAUCACAGGACUCUAUUUCCAUGGCCAAGUAUCACGAGGAAUUUGAACGAACACGAGGUCGAGGUGCCACCCACACCCUCGAUGAGCAGCACAUGGCACGUCUCCAUGGAGACCAUCAGAUGGGUGGCAGUGAGGGUUACCAUGGCAUCCAGCCACAGAUGGUGGAGAUUGACCGCAGAUCUGGAGCUACAGAGCUGAAGGUUUGGAGAACCGAUCCGGGAUCCAUCUUUGAUUUUGAUCCGGUGGAAGAUGAGAUUCAAUCUAAAAGUCUUCGCAGAAUGACGGAGCGUGUUUGUCGUCUGUCGGGGCAUCAGUCUGCGCAGUCAGUGCCGUCUCGAGCGCAGUCGGUGUGCAGUUCUUUGGGCUCAGAGUUUUGGGCUGAUCGGAGCGGGUCGGUGUGCAGUAGCGCUUCUGUUUUCCAGGACAGAUGGGGUUCAGGUGUUUACCAGCAUCAGUCUCAUCAGCAGCAGCAGCCCGUCCGCACCGUUCAGUCUCCUCCACAUUCAACGAGCAGCGUGCGUGUGUAUCGAGCUCUGUAUGAUUACGCUGCCCAAGACCACGAUGAGGUUUCCUUUCGUGACGGUGACGUGAUCAUAAACGCUCAGCCCAUCGAUGAGGGAUGGAUGUUCGGCACCGUGCAGCGGACAGGAAAGUCCGGCAUGCUUCCUGCCAACUACGUGGAAUGUUUCAACUGAGAAACAGCUUUUGUUCCCGUUCACAUUUAAAGAUACUUCUCUGUCUGUCUGCAUCUUUUCAACACAUUUCAUACAUUCAUUCAUUCAUUCAUUCCUUUCUUUUAUUUACUUCUAGCUUCUGUUAGCUGUUUCUUACUAAGUUUCAGUCACUUGUGACCUUUACCAUACUGACACCAAACUUGGUUGGUGAUCAUUUUUCUAGUCUCAGGAUCUGAAGUUUUUAAUGUUGCCAAGCAAAACACACUAGUUACCCGUUUAACAGAGUUUUUGGUAGCUAUUAUCAUUACAUUGUAAAACAGUUUGCAUGACAUCAACAAAUUUUGGCCCACUGAAUAUUAGUGCAAUAAACUACUAACAGGUUAAUUUAGUAUUUGAAUGAAGAGAGAUGUGUGUGUGUUCCUUAACCAGGCUGUAUACUAACCAGUAGAAGUGUUGUUGUCUGUAUAGGAGUUAAAUAAACAGCAGAUGUUUGAUGAGCUGAAGUUUUUCUGUAGGACACUAGAAGAUUAAAUGAUUUGUGAAACCUCAUAUGACACAGAAACAAUAAUGAAACAUCUACUGUACUGUAUGUGGUCAUGAUGCUCUUUAGGUCUAUUUAAUAAUGUGUGUUGAGGUUUAUUUCUUGUCAAGCGUCUACAAUACUUAUUUCUAUCUUAAAUGACCUCACAGUUGGAUUUAUUUAGUGAGAUGUUUGCCGUGAAGGACGUGUUGACCUACAGCAAACACAGAUGUUGUGUCAUGAUUUCAUCAUCAUUAAAGUCUAUCACUCUAUCUGAACUAAAUCACAUCAUACACCAAGAAAUCUCUUAAACGACGUCAGUGUAUUUCUGAUCAAUCAUUUAGAUCAAUUCACACAAGAGAUUUAGUUUAGGUCAUCUCAUAUAAAAGCACUCUUCUGCUCAUUUAUUCUUGUUUUAACAUGUGAACAAACUACAGGUGACAUCAUGCUCUUCUUUCUGUCUAAUAGCACAGAUUUAUAUAAAACACAAAGAUCAUUUUGAUCUUUCAGAAUGAACCUCUACACUCAUGAACUUUGUCUUGUGCAGCUUCUCUUUUAUCAGUCAGUCUGAUGAUGAUGAUGAUGAUGAUGAUGAUCAGUCAGUCUGUGUAAUGAAUCUGAUUGUUGAAUUGGUUUGAAUCCGAAUGCAGAUAUGUUGCAGUUUGUAUAAAAAUGACAAAGUUUAUACAAGACAAUUCACGUGUGUACACAAAGUGUUCUGACAUUUAUUUGUUUGUUAUAAAAUCAUUGUUUAACUUAUAUGCACAUCACUAUGUCUUCUGUUAACAUUAUUUUAAUUUGUAGUGUUUCACAAUUAUAGAAAUUAAAAAUGUCCAGCAUUUUGUGAGUUUCUGUGUUUAGAUUUGUCCACACACACAUGAGGGCGGUUUACCGGACAGGGAUGAGACUAGUUUUAGAUUAAAAUAAAUGUAAGAGCUGUCCAAACUAAAAACCUCUUGCACUGACAUAUCUUAAAAUACAUCAGUGCUCUUUGUUUUACCUCAAAAUGCACACAAGUCAUGUUUUUAGAGAGGCAUGUUUGUUCAAAUUAGUUAUAUUUCAUAAUUAAACUAAGGCCUAGUCCUGGUUUAAGAUAAUCCCUGUCUGGGAAAUCACCCCAUGGUGUAUUUAUAUAAAUAUUAGUUUAAGAGGCGGUUUUCCGGACAGGGAUUAUCUUAAACCAGGACUAAGCCUUAGUUUAAUUAUAAAAUAUAACUAGUUCUAAACAUGGUUUACUAAAAACAUUACCUGUGUGCAUUUCCAGGCAAAACCAAGAGCACUGGUGUAUUUUAAGACAUGUCAAUGCAAGUUUGUUUUUUCGCUCUAACAUUUCUUUUAGUCUAGUACUAGUCUAAUCCCUAUCCGAGAAACCGCCCCUAUAUGUACUGUAUGAACUUUGUUGUGCUUUGAUCUGCUGUUUUCGGUCUCUUUUUAUUUAUGGGUCCUGUUAUACACAAUUAAAAAAGUAAUUUCACUUUAAAGCAUUUACAAAACAGUUUACUAAAAAAGAAAGAAAAACUAAACACACAAGCACUGCUGCAUAAAUGAAAUAAGAGUUGAGUCAAUCUUUUGCUUUAGUUUCAAAGGUUUCACCGUCUUAUAAUAACACUGAAACUCCUCAUCAAAAAUAAUUCAAAACAAAACUGAUUUCUUUGUAGUUGUAUUAAAUGUAGAGCAGAAUGAUGAGUUUAAUGAAAGUUUUUCUACAUUGCAAAUUUUAACAAAAUAUAAACUCCAGAAGAGGUAGAAGGACAAUGUUUAAUUUUAGCAGAAUUCAUAUUCAGUACAUUUUGGUCUUUUGCAGUAUUUUAUAUUUUUUAUUGUUGAAUAAAAUAUAGUAUUUUGUUUGAUUAUUACAAAAUAUAGUUAUUACUGGUCAUUCGUAGUAAGAGACACGUCUCCUUCUGUGUGUGACGUCAGUGGAUUGUGCGCAUGCGCAGUAUCUGAGUGACGCUCAUUGGGCGGCAUGUGUGUCUGUUAACGCACUGUUCCUGCAGGUGGCGCUGAGCGGCUCAAAAAACCCAACCCUCCGUUCAAAAACAUGAAACCAUUAGUCGUAUUAGAGAUAUGUGUACAUUAACACAUGUCAUGUUUUACAAAUAUUAGUUUAGGGAUUUGAUGCCUGCCAUACAGGAAGAAAUUGACCGCUGUAUAGAAUUACAGAAUUACAAUUAUAGAAACACGCUCGUACUGAGAAGAGUAACAAGUUUACAGCUCGAUCGGAACAAUAAUUCAUAUCUAAAUUAUGAUUCUGACAAGCUGUAAUUGUCGCUAAAUUGGAAGUAUUCAGAUGAAAGUUUAAAACCAUUUAGAUUUAAUUUACCUGAUCAUUAACGUUUGAUCUUUAAAGACACGCCCCUUUCUUCACCCCUGCUUUACACCCAUCCACGGUCAUUCUACCUGUUUUCUAUUUCUAUUGCGACACGUGUCCGUGCGUGUAACGUCAGAGGUGACCCGGAUGAGGCGCAGUCGCAGUGCAGGUUUUCCUCAGUGUGGAUUUGAGCAGCGCUUGACGUGUGUUUCUCACACAGAUUUUUUCAUUCUUUCUCGUUGUUGUUUGAUUUGUGUUUGACUGUCGCGAUGAGGUUGUUGAAUAAACUGCUUCUGCUGCUCCUGUUGGCGUUUCCCGC